CAUCACUCGGAGAGAUAUCCAACAGUGGGGAUCUUGUUCCAGUGGGGUAUUUCAACAUCUAUUUGGCCAACAAGUGACUUGACUAUCAAGUGAUCCUAUCAGCCUGCGCACGUUCAAGCCAUGGCGACAGCCUAUGCUAAGUACGUGAUUCUUGAUAUGAAUGCUAAUGGAAAAACCAAAAAAGGGAUGGCAGAGAAAAGAAAGCUUCGCAUUGAACAUGUCUUAAGGUCAGAAAAACCUCUGGUGGUUUGCCUCCAAGAAUUUCUCUGGAAGGGUAUUCAUUCGAGGGCAUGGAAAAAGUUUGAUAUUCCCGACCAUUUUAAGUAUGAAGGUCACAAAGAAGCAGGUUUCAUAUAUGAUGAGAGGAAAAUCACAUGCACGAGUAUUGACAACCAAAACUGGGUGCGAACCAUGAUGAGUGGAAAUGAGCUGUCAAGACUUUGCGUCUGUAGAAUUCAGUUCAAAUUGGUUCCUAAUCUUGAGAUCCUCUGUGUCAGUUGGCAUGGCCGUCAUAGAGUUUGUAAGCAGGAAAAAGAAAAUUCCCUUGAUAAGUUGGUAAAUUUUCUUCUGAAAUUGAAUGAGAAAUUUAGGAAUGUUCCACUCUUGCUUGGGGGAGACUUCAACAUACCUGCAUCUACUGUGGGGAGAAAACUCCAAUCUAAUGGCAUUCUGAUUCUAAUGACGCCAGAAGACUCGUCUAUAGACAUGUUUAUCAUAAACUCCGAUAUAACGCGAAAAUUUAGCGUUUCGAAAGUUUACACCAUGGAAAAAAAUAAAGCAUUUGACCAUUUGCCUUUGAAAAUAUGUUUAACUGCUGUAGAUGACACUAGCCCUGAAAAACAAAAACAAAAAGGGGAUCAAGGGCCACAACGCCCUCCCGAAGAACAAACAAAGGAUGAAGGGCCACAACGUCCUCCUGAAGAACAAACAGGGGACGCAGGGCCUCAACGCCCUCCUGAAGAGGAAACAGGGGACGAAGGGCCACAAGGUCCUCCCGAGAACAAACAUGGGAUGAAGGGCCACAAGGUCCUCGUGAAGACCAAACAGGGGACGAAGGGCCACAACGUCCUCCUGAAGCGGAAAGACGGGACGAAGGGCAACAAGGUCCUCGUGAAUCCAAACAGAAAACUAAAGGCCAAGAAGGAAUGAAAAAGGCAAAGGGUGCAUAAAGAUAAGGUCCCAAAGAGUAUGAACUAACAAAUGACUAAUUUUCAAGUGUAUUACCCUGAUAAAUACCCUAUCCAUUUGCUACCGAAGCUCCAAAAGAACAAAUCGGGAUGGCACAGUCUAGUGUUGAUGCUCUUAAGUGGAUUCUUACAUCAGUCAUAGGCUACUUGGGACCAAUAUAACCCAGAAUCCCUACAAACAAGGGUUGUGUUGAUUCAAAUGUGUUUGAGAACAUUUCAUAGCAAAGGGGUAUCCCUCUCAUCCUGUAUGGAGGUAUUCUGAUUCAAUAAUGUAGUUAGACAGUGUUGCAAACUCCCCAAAAGCUCAGCCAGACAACGGGUCUGGUAACUCUCAAAAGUUACCAGACCGGUUGGAAAGUUGCCAGUCCAGACUUUUCUGGAUUAAGAAAAAUAAAAAGAAUGUAAAUAACAGGAUGGAACUGUUUAAUGUCAGGUUAUUGUCACAAUAACACAUGUUUUCAAAUCUGUUUCAGUCAAGGCUUUAGCAGUUUAGUCAUCAUAUUCAAAGUCAGAUUCGUCCAAAUCUGAAAAAACAGAAUCAUAGUCUGAAUCUGAAGGGGGUGCAGAUUUAGAACUUCCCCCUGCAGUAGGCA
Messenger RNA from Haliotis rubra (blacklip abalone), 1780 nucleotides. RefSeq lists its product as uncharacterized. The transcript has 3 exons. The record is from RefSeq and is a predicted model, not a curated record. The coding region runs from base 121 to 1149 and encodes 342 amino acids. Lineage: Eukaryota; Metazoa; Mollusca; Gastropoda; Lepetellida; Haliotidae.